AGGAGGUCACGUGUAGGUAAACACGGAUGAGGACAAGUAAAAUGCACCUUGGUGGCGAGGGAGUGUGUGAGAGAGUGUGUGUAUGUGAGAGAGAAAGCCACGCCCACUCCUCUUUAUUUUAAGCGCGCGUUUCUCUCCCCUCCAGUCAUUGAUGAAGAGUCCGGCUGACGCGCGGCAGAGCAGAAGAAGAAAACACUCAUAAAAUGUUCUCAUGUACGCGACAGAAAGAUGACAGAUAAUCCGCCUUUGGGAAGAAGAUGCUGAAAAGCCGCGAAGGGAUUUGAAAGCCUUUUACUUGAGAGGAACCAUUCACGGACUGCUGGUGACAUCAUCGUGGUGUGCGUCGGGGGGCUAUGGUGAGGCCAUGUGCCCGGGCCCGUGUGAGGACAGAUGGACCAGCAUCACCACGAGACGACGAGCUAAAGGCGGCGCCCUUCUGCCAUGGCUGUGCAUCCUGCUGUUUUCCACCUCUCUGUGGGGCCAAGCCUCCCCGCAGUGUCCAGCCAGCUGCCACUGUGCCUGGGACACGUCUACCGUGCUCUGCUCGGACGCCGGCCUGCAGGAGAUCCCGCAGGGGAUCCCGCCAGAUACCGUCUCUCUCCACCUGGAGCGCAACAACAUCCGCAGCAUUCCCGAGAGUGCCUUCAGCGAGCUGGUCCACCUGCGGGACCUCUACUUGUCCCACAAUCACAUUGACACGCUGUCCUCGGGCGCCCUGCGGCAUCUGGGGCCGGAGCUCCGCCUCCUGGACCUGUCGCACAACCAGCUGAGACAAGCCAGCAGGGACGAGUUCGGGUCAACGCAAGCAAAGACCCGCCUCUAUCACAACCCGUGGCACUGCGACUGCACCCUGCAGGAGCUGAUGGAGACUCUCAACCUGGAGCCAGAGACGGUGAACGGCAUCGUUUGCGAGAGUUCCGUACGGGGGCUCGGCGAGUCCAGUAGGUGGGAGGAGCCCGGGGGGCUUGGAGAGCACGCCGGACAGCCUCUGGUCAGACUGUUGGACUCCGGGGUGAAUUUCUGCAGCCUGCACAGGAAAACCACAGACGUGGCCAUGCUGGUCACCAUGUUUGUGUGGUUCUUCAUGGUGAUUGUCUAUGUGGUCUACUAUGUCAGGCAGAACCAAGCCGAGGCCCGCAGGCAUUUGGAGUAUCUGAAGAGCUUACCUAGCCCACGCAAGACCCCCACGGAGACAGACACCCUCAGCACUGGCUUCUGAACUCCUCAUGUCCAAUUUUCCUUCAGAGUUAUUGUUCAUCUGUCUCAUGAAAGACAACUAGUUUACCCCCUGGUGCUCCUCCACUGGAAAGCAAAAGCAGAAGACAACCAAAUAGGAACUUUAUCACUCUUUUCACACCCUUUGCAGACCCUCAUGAAGCUCUCCUUACAGGACUCUUUGACCACGUGACCCUUGAGAAAGGAGCUACACAGCUGGAGGGUAUUUAUCAGGUCCAAAAGGACAGGACACACAAUUGUUUUCUUUCAAUUAGAGGACAGAGGUUCACUAGGUAAGUGGUCAAGUCAAGGACAUUUGUACCCAAAUAACAUUUUUAUAUUUAUUCGCUGAGCGUGUGAUUUAUUAUUUGAUUUAAAUGUUUAUUUUACGAUUGAGUAUAUGUGUUUAAAACAGUGUUUUCAUGUUUUAUAUAUGAUUGAGCAAGAUUUGAAUUCAAAAUUUUAUGUAUUUGUAUUUUUAUUGGUCGAACAGGGGAUUUUUUUAUUCAUUAUUUUAUUUACUGAUUCAGUUAUUUUUGCUUUUAGAUUUUUAUUAUUAGUAUGUUUUCAUUUUAUUUAUAUUUUAUUUAUAUUUGUUUUAAUUGACUGAAUUUAAUCUCAAUUUUUUACCUGUUUUAUUUGCAUUUGAAUGAUUUUUUCUUAGAUGAUUAUUUUUUAUUAUUUCUAUUUUAAUAUUAGUAUUUUUAUUGAUUGAACAAGUAAUUUAUUGUUUUGUUUUUUUAUUAUUUUAAUUAAUUUUUUGUAUGUUUAUUGAUUAAACAGAUUAUUUCUUUUAAUUUAAUAUUGUAUUUUAAUGGUUAGCAUUUUAAUAAUCAUUUUGCUUUUCUAUUUAUUUGUUUGGAUAUUUUCAUUUUAGUCAUAUUAUUUCUUUAUAUUUUAGUUGAUUGAAUGCAAUUUAUAUGAGUUUUACUCAAUUUUUUAUUUCUCUUUUUUAUUAUUUUUAAUGUUCAUUUUAUUAUUGCUGUUACUGAUUAUUAUUAUAUUUAAUUUAUGUUUAUUUUUGUAUUUAUUAAGUUACACCAAUUUGCAAUGUAGCAGUUCAACAGUUUUAUCAGAACGAGAAAGCGUUUCUUGGUGGGCGGACGCACACAUGACAUUCAGCCAAUCACCUUCUACAUUUUUCUUAAGUGCCUGUCUUUUUUCCAGUUUUCCAGUAUCGACGGUCUUCAAGAUGGUUCUGUAAAACAAUCAGGCUUUCUCAUAUUUUAUUUUUUAAUGGAUUUUCACGCCGAUGUGAAAAGAACAAGCAGUUAUGAUGAAAAAAGAUACAUUUUCAAAUAUAAAGUAUGUGACGUAAGAAAAGCAUCAAACUACAACAGAUGAAAUGGUUUUCGCAUCAUCAUGUUAUUGUAGCGGUCAUUCUCAGGCUUCAAUGUGAUGUUUCACAUUUGAAUCUCCCAAAAACAUUUCUUCAUGUUCUCAUGCGUCUUUUCUGUGUCAACUUCAACUGUGGGGUGUUUUUUAUGUCUGACAAAAGUGUAGUUGAACUGUUUUUUUUUUUUUUCCAGUAAUCAGAUGUCCGUGUCGUGUAAUGUGUCUUCUGUGCUGUCCUGCCAUGCCCUCCACCGGGGAAGAAGACAUGCUGUGAUAGUUAGACUACUAUGACACACGUUUUGGUCUUUGUGUGGGUUUUAAUGUUCUUGUUUUUUACAGCUGGUUUACAGUAUGAAGUCAAAGCUGGAACUUAUUAUCACAUGACCUUCACAAUAAACCUGAGU
Dunckerocampus dactyliophorus (ringed pipefish) is the source of this 2954-nucleotide messenger RNA. RefSeq names its product leucine-rich repeat-containing protein 3-like. The coding region runs from base 365 to 1219 and encodes 284 amino acids. The record is from RefSeq and is a predicted model, not a curated record. Gene Ontology annotation, molecular function: protein binding. Gene Ontology annotation, cellular component: extracellular matrix. NCBI's taxonomy places the organism in Eukaryota, Metazoa, Chordata, Actinopteri, Syngnathiformes, Syngnathidae. The transcript has 2 exons.